Solanum pennellii is the source of this 564-nucleotide messenger RNA. Its product is annotated as ATP-dependent molecular chaperone HSP82-like. The transcript is spliced from 2 exons. The record is from RefSeq and is a predicted model, not a curated record. Bases 106 to 435 code for a protein of 109 amino acids. Lineage: Eukaryota; Viridiplantae; Streptophyta; Magnoliopsida; Solanales; Solanaceae.
UAAAAUUUUAAAAAAUAAAUAAAAAACAAGUCUCUCUUUAAUAAUUUUCUCAAUCAAAUUUUCUUGUCCAUCUCCUUUUAGCUCGCUAAAUCUCAUACAGUAGUCAUGGGAGCCUGUGCGAGCAGACCUAAGGAUUUGGAUAAAGAGUUCGCCCCUAUUCCUGCUGAGGAGGUUGCCACCCCCAAAAAGACCGAGCAGGAGACCCCUGCUCCGGAGGAGAAGAAGGAUGGGGAGGAGACUAAAAAGGAAGAGCCAUCAGAAGCAGCAGCAGAGGCUCCCAAGAUUGAGGAAGUAACCGCUGCCGCGGUCACCGAGGAGGUGAAGCCGGCAAAGGAGGAGGAGAAGGCUGAGGAAGUCAAAGUUGAGGCUGUGAAGGAAAAGCCAGCAGAAGAGAAAAAGGAGGUUGAAGAGACCCCCAAAGCUGUUGCCCAAUAAACAAUAACAAUAUAUCACAAUCCUUAAUUUUCUUUUGCAUCUAAUUUUUGUUAUGUCACAUAUUCAAAUGUUUUGCUAGUUUUUUUAAAUUGUUGUGGCUCAUGUAUAGAAAAAGAAACAAAAAAAAAA